Toxotes jaculatrix (banded archerfish) is the source of this 1191-nucleotide messenger RNA. Its product is annotated as zona pellucida-like domain-containing protein 1. Bases 1 to 1191 code for a protein of 396 amino acids. The record is from RefSeq and is a predicted model, not a curated record. Gene Ontology annotation, cellular component: cell surface. The transcript is spliced from 10 exons. Lineage: Eukaryota; Metazoa; Chordata; Actinopteri; Toxotidae.
AUGUCCAUACGAAGGACGGCGAUAAUGGCCCUCCUUUGCCUUGUCAUCUUGAUAUCCAUGGUGGCCAAAAGCAGUCAGUUAACGUGCCAAAGUGACCUUCGACGUCCAGAAUACACUGACAUCUCGGUGGAAUGUGGCACAUCAUCGAUAAGCCUGGCCAUCCUAAUCUGCCCUGUGGUUUACACCGGCUACAACGAGUCCCUGCUCAUCCUUAACCACAUUUUCGACAACCCGGAUUGUAAAGGAACUCUGGACGAAUCUGUCACCCCGCCUGUUGUCAGGUUCACCUUCCCCCUCAACAUGACCAACUCUUGUGGCAGCACCUUCCUGACCACCAGUGCAGCUGGCACAGGGAUCUUUGCUGAUUUCUCCAACAUCCAGACGGUUAAUGUCAGUGGUGUGGUGCGCUCCCACGAUCCAACCACGGGAGUAGUCACCUAUAACGCUGAGCUCAAGUACUAUUAUUCCUGUGCUUAUCCUCUGGAGUAUCUCAUCAACAACACCAAGGUGGAAGUGUCAGCAUCCUCCAUUGCAGUGAGGGACAACAAUGGAAGCUUCAUCAGCACUUUGAGCAUGGAGCUCUUCAGUGAUGUCAACUACACCACCCCUCUGGUCAUACCACCGCUGGGGUUAGAGCUGAGGACCAGUAUCUAUGUCCAGGUCCAGGCAGCCAACUUGACUGAUCAGUACCACGUCCUCAUGGACCGAUGCUAUGCCUCCAUCUCUCCCUAUCCAACAAACUCCACUUUCUUCAACCUGUUUGUCUCGUGCUCUAAGGACCAGAUGACCACCAUGCAUGAGAAUGGGGACAGUCACCACGCCCGCUUCUCCUUCCCGGCCUUCAGGUUCCUCGAGCAGCAGAACCAGACGGUGUCCACGUAUUACCUGCACUGUAUCACUAGGCUCUGUGAGAUCAGCACCUGCAACGAUUUUAAGCAAUGUAACAGCAGGAGGAGAAGGGACGUUAAGUCCACUGGUGUCUCAGAAGCUACCACCCUGUCCUCAGCAAUUCCUAUUGUUACCAGGAAUGAGAACUCACUGGUAUCUAAGGAGGAAGCAGCUCUGUCCGGCAGCAACUCAGACUCCGACUCCAGGAUGGGUCUGGGCAUAGCCGUGGGCAUCCUCACCCUGGCCGUCAUCGUGGUUCUGGCUGCAGCAGCCGUCUUCUACAGGAGGCUCAGGCCCUUUUAA